AAAGGCGCCGGGAUAGGAUUCGGCUAUACAGUGUAUAAGGGCACUACUCUUAUAUACUCCGGUAAAAGACCCCUCGUAAACGCCGAAGUCUUUAACGCGGAGAUCGUAGGAGCUAGGGCAGGACUAAACGCCGCGCUAGUAAGGACCUCCCCCUCUAUAAAGAAUAUCACUAUCUGCCUCGAUAACACUACGGUAAUCUAG
Molecule: messenger RNA, 201 nt
Organism: Sodiomyces alkalinus F11
Lineage: Eukaryota; Fungi; Ascomycota; Sordariomycetes; Glomerellales; Plectosphaerellaceae
Exons: 1
Source: RefSeq, a predicted model, not a curated record